AAUCCGUUGCUCAUCACAGAUAGCUCAGUGCUCUAGCUCAGACCUAACCAUGGCAGUUAAAUUUAUUCUUCUGACGGUGUGCGUGGCGUUCUUCGCCAUCAAUGGUAUCGAGGCCGCAACGGUACCUAGGACUAAAUAUCUGGCUGUUCUGCAGCCUUCCACGUUCUUCGAGGCGUGGCAAGAAUGUAACAGCAAGAAUGGUCAUUUGGCUUCGAUUGAGUCGCGUCAGGAGCAGCUCCUCGUAGAAGAAGCUAUGUCCAAAACGCGCAACCCAACGGCUGUGUACUUCAUCGGUGGUACUGACCUGGGUCGUAGGGGUCGUUGGGUAUGGAUCGGUCUGAACCAAGCGCUCGAGGACGGAACUUACACUAACUACUACCCCGGAGAGCCCAACAACCUGGGUGGUGAUCAGGAUUGUCUGUCGAUCGGAAACUGGCAAGGAUACAGCCGCGGAAAAUGGGAUGACACGGAGUGCUUCAAGAAGCUCGAUGGAUACAUUUGCGCUUUCCGUGCAUAAGCUGUUUUACGCUUUGCAAUAAGAUGCGGUAACUAAACAUAGGCUGGUUGUUGAAAAAAUGAAAAUAAUAAAACAAUGAAAUACAAUAAAUCUUUCCU
Anopheles coluzzii is the source of this 615-nucleotide messenger RNA. RefSeq names its product perlucin-like. Bases 50 to 517 code for a protein of 155 amino acids. Gene Ontology annotation, molecular function: carbohydrate binding. The transcript is spliced from 2 exons. Gene Ontology annotation, cellular component: external side of plasma membrane. Lineage: Eukaryota; Metazoa; Arthropoda; Insecta; Diptera; Culicidae. The record is from RefSeq and is a predicted model, not a curated record. Gene Ontology annotation, biological process: biological process involved in interspecies interaction between organisms.